This is a messenger RNA of Bacillus rossius redtenbacheri, 4238 nucleotides long. RefSeq names its product transcription factor HES-2-like. The transcript has 4 exons. Bases 1 to 582 code for a protein of 193 amino acids. The record is from RefSeq and is a predicted model, not a curated record. Gene Ontology annotation, cellular component: nucleus. Gene Ontology annotation, biological process: regulation of transcription by RNA polymerase II; regulation of neurogenesis; anterior/posterior pattern specification. Gene Ontology annotation, molecular function: protein dimerization activity; RNA polymerase II cis-regulatory region sequence-specific DNA binding; DNA-binding transcription factor activity, RNA polymerase II-specific. Lineage: Eukaryota; Metazoa; Arthropoda; Insecta; Phasmatodea; Bacillidae.
AUGCUGGACUGCCGCGUGCGCAUGCGCGGCGGCGGCGGCGGCGGCGCGGCGGAGGAGCAGGCGCUCGACUGCCGCCUGGGGGCCACGGCCGGCGACCCCGCCGCCGAGCUGCGGCUGCUGGAGGCGGCGCACUACGGGGGCGUCGAGCCCGUGUCGCGCACCACGCAGUACAAGAAGGUGACGAAACCCCUGUUGGAGAGGAAGCGGCGCGCGAGGAUCAACAGGUGCCUGGAUGAGCUGAAGGACCUUAUGCUGGGCGCCUUGGAGGCGGAGGGCGAGAACAUCAGCAAGCUGGAGAAGGCGGACAUCCUGGAGCUGACCGUCAGGCACCUGCAGAAGCUGCGGACCUUCGGCGCGCGCGACGUGGUGGAGGAGGCGCAGCGCUUCCAGGCGGGCUUCAGCCAGUGCGCGGCCGAGGCGUGCCACUUCCUGCUGUCGCUGCCCGAGCUGGACGUGCACGUGGGGCGCCGCCUGAUCGCGCACCUCGGCAGCUGCGCAGCCGCCCCCGCCAGCCUGCCGCCGUCCCCGCCGCCGGCUCCCUCCCCGCCCCCGCCGCCCCCAGCCAUGUGGAGGCCCUGGUGAACUCCGCGCCUUCCCGCGGACUGGAGAGACACAGAGAGAGAGAGUCUUCAUUGUCUGAGCGUUGCGGCAGCGGCAUGGGCUUACGCAGGAUUGUUGGCGGGGGAGUUAUGGGGGGCAUAUCGUACCUCCUCCUCACCCCCCCCCCCAAAAAAAAAAUUCCUUAGAAAUCCUAAAGUAAAUAUCAUUAUCAUCUAACAAAAGGAAACCAAACAGCGUAAGCUCCUUCAGAAACGUCCUUGCCUUUGGUGUAUGUUUGAGUUUUUAACAAUUAGUUGCAAAAAAACACUUCCGAAACUAACUUUUUACUUUUGCAAAAAAAAAAUUAAGUUUUUUUUUAGACUAUCCUAAAGUUUUAACUCAAGUGAAAACUACUUUUUCUCUCACCUUUAAGUGCCUUUGUAUUUUAAGUUGUACGUAAUUUAAAUAAUAUGUUUUGUCUUUGUUAGUUUUACAAAAAAAAUGGUAGUGAUGUGAAUUAUUUGUAGUUCAAUCUUUUUCAAACAAUUAUAUUUAAAAUAUAUAUUUUUUCGUUGUAGGUAACAAUAUAAAUUUGUAGUCAUUACUUUUGCUGAAAUAUUUAUUUGUAAAAUACAUUGGCAGACUUGGGUAAGUUGGUUACUAAAACUAAACCAAGUUUUAAGUUAGUAUGCCAAAAAUCUAAUUAAGUUAAUUUGCUUGAAAAAUAAAAGUAAUGAAAGUUAAAUUACUUGAUUCUUAGAGAUUCUGAUGCUAAACCGUUAAUUUGAAGUAGAAUGCCAAAAUAGUUUAUUGAUCUAUGUGUUAUUUUAGUUCAAGGAAUCAUUUCAUCACAUAUAUUUCAACAAGCAACUACAGGCCAGAAAAGUCACUUAAGAAGUUCAAGUUCAAAAGAAGAAAUUCAAAAAGAAUUCCAUUUUUAAAAUGAAAAUGUGAUCUUAAAACUAACUUUUAACCUAACUUAAAAAUAUAUUAUUUUCCUGAAUAAAACUAACUAGUUUGCACAAUGUUAAAAAACUAUUGUAACACAUUAUAAAUAAGUUUGGUGUAUUUGGGAUGCGUAUUUGUUAUAAAAUCGUAUUAUAAAAACGAAAUAAUAAGUUGAAAGUUGGUCAUGAGCUGAAUUCAAAUUAUAGCUAAAAGAUAACUUUUAAAAUUAACUUUGAAACGAGUUAGUACCCAUUUCUGUAUUCUGGUUAUGUCAAUAUAUUUUUUCCUCCUGUCAAAUUAAUAUCGUAAUUAUAACACAUAAAACCCCAAGUUGUAGCAAACUGUAAGAUAGUAAAAUAGGGCUAACAUUGUUCUAGUUAUUGGUUUUGAGUCAUAAUAAGAUUAUGUAUUACGAACUGUGUACUAAUAAUUCUUGAUGAUGAGUUGGAUGAUUCAUAUAAAUAAAAACAGAACAAAGUUUUAUUUAUUACAGAAGGAUCUAUGAUAGGUUUUUAUAAAACUAUACAAUUAAAAGUUAUCGACGUGAAGCUAACUAAUAAUUCUUACAGAAAAGGUAACAUGUUAACAAUUUAAUCAUACUGUAUCCCUAGUGUAUUGGGUGUUUCUUUAACAGCUGCCAUAAAUAAAGCUAAUAAAAAUAAACAAACUGAAAUGAAAUUAAAAAAUAAUAAUGUUAUUGGGGAUUAAUUGAACUUAUUUUUAAAAGUAUUUUUAGAUUGUGGAUUAUAUUAAACCAAGAGCUAAUAUGAUGCUGCAAUUGUAGAUUGCCAAUAAAACGUAAAUUAAAUUAUAAAAUAAAUAUUGUGUAAAUGUCACCCAGGUAAUGAGAAUUGCUAAACAUAAAAUCAUUGUUAUUCCUAGUUUUCUAAUAACACUGUUUUUAAACAAGAGCUAACAGCCAUGAUUCUCAUUUAUAGGUGCCGGAAAAAUUAGCAUCUUGCUGUAGAUAAUAUAUAUAUAUUUUUUUUGCUGAUUUACACUUAAGGUGUUUUUUUUUUUUGCUAGUUUCCAUCAUAAAUGCUAUUUUAGCUAAUUUUCUAAAUAAAUGUCCACUUGCAAAAUAUCCAUUAUAAAAUGUGACCUUACUGCUACAAAUGUAUUGAUAGUUUGGAAAAUUGUUGUACAAAAUGUAUCCCCUACUUAGAAAGAAACAAUUCUUUUUGUAGACUUUGUUACCUGACUCACCUUAUAUUCAUACUUUGCUGUCUGUCUUGGGGACAUGUGCAUGUAUAAUUAAUUCAAUAAAUUAUAUUAUAUUAAGACGUACUAAGUUUAAUACACAAAUACAACUCUUCCACUAUCUUUGCAGCAGAUUAUCUCAUCUCGCACUUUCUUGAAUUUUGAUUUAGCAGGAGAGUGAAGUAAACCACAGCAACACAACAGAUACUUGGCAGUCCCCCAAAUGUUAUACUUGACCCAUGUGUUGAGUUCCUGGUUAUCAUUCUCUACACUAGUGUUUGUUACCAAUCUUAGUAAUAUUGUCAUGUUGCAUGCAUUCUGAGAUAACUUCAAAAUACAACCAGCCCAAUAAUCCAAUGAAAGAAUUAAUCCUGUGAAUUAAUGCUUGCUAGCAUAUUAAACUUCAUUUUUUUUUCCAAAUAAAAUAAGAAUUUAUUUUAAAUUUUUGAUUUUAAACUAGGAAGUCAUUAAAAAAUUGUGUUUUAUACAACACUGUACUAGAGGGUUAUUUUUAGACAUUUGUAUACCGGUACAUGAAUAUUUAGUUCACAAACAUUUGAAAUGUAAAUAUUAAUUUUUAAUAAGUUUCAUUGAAAAUGCUAUUUUCCCAAUAAUAGAUGCUAAUUUUGGAAAAACAUUGAUGCUAAUUUCUCUAGCCCCUACUCAUUGAGAAACUAAAAAUGUACGUGCAUGCAAAAAUGUAUGUAUUGUUUAUUAUUAUUAGUGUUAUUACUGCACUAAUAUGAUAUUAGGCAAUCUUACUUUCUAGCUAUUAAAAUUUUGGUCCGUGUUACAUUGAUAUUGAUGUUUAAUUGGUUUCUAAAGGCCUAAUUAAAUAUUUGGACAUUAUAUUGUUCAAAAUAUUAAACAAGUUUCAAGAGAAACAUAUAUUUUGUAAAUAUUUUUAAUAUAUGUUAUGUUUCAGAAUAAGUACGAGGCUCGUUAAACCUUACAAUAUACUACUAAUAGAUUUUCUAAACCAUUGUUACAAUUAGAAAAUACAAUGUAUUUGUAUAUGAAGUCAAGGUCUUUGCUAGUGUUAUAAAGUGGCUUAUGUACUUCUACGGUGAUCUCAUUAUGUACAAAUAUAUAAAGUUAUAUUAUCUUGGACAAAAAUCAUGUGAUAGGAAAUAUAUAUUUUAUUUAAGAUUUUGGCACUGAAAAAAGUAAAAAAGAAAAAGUAAAUUAUUAAUUAUUUCAAUCAGGAAUGAUGAUAUACAUGUUUUGUGGAAAUUUGUAUGAAGUAUUUGAUGAAGAAGUAUAGAAGGUCUAUGGUGUGUAAAGGGUUCUCUGAAAAUUGUUUAAGUUAUAUUGUUUUUAUAAUUAUAAAUUAAGAUAGUUUUUCCUUAUGUCUACUUAAAUGAUUAUAUUUUACUGGUAAGAAUUUUUGGAACAUAAAUAUAUUGUAUCUUGAGAAAAAAAAUAUAUUUCUAAAUUAUAAUAUAAAUCUUUAUUAUUCUGUGAUAGCUAAUUGUUAAUUAUAUUCUAUUGUAAUUUUACUUUUAUGAUUAGUUUGUUAGACAUGCACAUGUUAAAUGUUAUUGCUUGCU